AAAUACACCACAAUAAUGUCAUGUUCGGACAGCCCGUCUGGAAACGCGUUUUUAGUGGAUUCCCUCAUCAGUGCCCGCACCGAGAGCGGCGGAGGUCACUAUGCUGGCAGCGCAGUGUGCGUGCCGCACAGCGCCACAGCAGAAGUGCCUUACGGACUACACAACUAUGGAUACUUCCCAGGUAUGACCAAACGGAGUGAGGUGGGUCCCCAAAAUAUGGUCCCCGCCUCAGGUUCCUACAUGUCCAGCAUGGAGAUGUGGAUGGACGCGCAGAGGUCAUGCCGUAUGGACCAAGAACACUCUGUGGGUCCCCAGGUCGCACCCUGCACUUUCCCGCAGAAUAUCAAGGAAGAGAGCACCUAUUGCCUAUAUGAGCAACCCAAGUGUCCCAAAGCGUCCACCGCCGAAGAUCUCACAUAUUCAAGAUUAACUUCUUCUUGUACAGUCAACGAUGGCGGCGGCGCGGGGGGCGGCGGGGGGUCGGUGCCUGUGCCGGGCUUCUUCCGCUUGUCUCAGACGCACGCACAUUCUCAUAAACUUUACAGCGCCAACAACGGCCCCCAAUCAAACCCUUCUCAUUCCCAUUUUGGUCCACAACACCCCAGUGAUCUGGCUCGCUUCCACUCGCCACCAACCUCUACAUCUGCUCCGGCCACGGAGAAGAAAGGGAAGGACGUCGAGGAAGCCGCAGAUCUGCCGCCCCAAGCUGCUUUGGGCACCGAGGAGGGGCGCGACUCCUCGGAAGGCGAAGCCUCCUCUGCAGAGGAGGCAGAGGAGAAUGGGAAGGAGAGUGCAGCAAAGGCCAAUAAAGGGGACACAAAAGGCGAAAACACGGCAAACUGGCUGACUGCUAAAAGCGGUCGAAAGAAACGCUGCCCCUACACCAAGCAUCAGACCCUGGAGCUGGAGAAGGAGUUCCUCUUCAAUAUGUACCUGACCCGAGAGCGCCGCCUAGAGAUCAGCAAGAGCGUCCACCUGACGGAUAGACAGGUCAAGAUCUGGUUUCAGAACCGCAGGAUGAAAUUGAAGAAAAUGACGCGGGAAAAUAGGAUCCGGGAGCUCACCUCCAAUUAUGGAUUUUCAUGA
This is a messenger RNA of Cyprinodon variegatus (sheepshead minnow), 1086 nucleotides long. It is a transcript of the gene hoxa10, whose product is annotated as homeobox A10. NCBI's taxonomy places the organism in Eukaryota, Metazoa, Chordata, Actinopteri, Cyprinodontiformes, Cyprinodontidae. The record is from RefSeq and is a predicted model, not a curated record. Gene Ontology annotation, biological process: regulation of transcription by RNA polymerase II. Gene Ontology annotation, cellular component: nucleus. The transcript is spliced from 2 exons. Gene Ontology annotation, molecular function: RNA polymerase II cis-regulatory region sequence-specific DNA binding; DNA-binding transcription factor activity, RNA polymerase II-specific. The coding region runs from base 16 to 1086 and encodes 356 amino acids.